Propithecus coquereli (Coquerel's sifaka) is the source of this 1323-nucleotide messenger RNA. It is a transcript of the gene TTC1, whose product is annotated as tetratricopeptide repeat domain 1. The record is from RefSeq and is a predicted model, not a curated record. NCBI's taxonomy places the organism in Eukaryota, Metazoa, Chordata, Mammalia, Primates, Indriidae. Gene Ontology annotation, molecular function: protein binding. The coding region runs from base 70 to 825 and encodes 251 amino acids. The transcript is spliced from 7 exons.
GGCCAGGAAGGUGGAGCGAGGAGGGUCUGUGAGGUUAGGUUCAGCAUCACCUCCCUCACUGAAUUCAGCAUGGGAGAGAAGUCAGAGAACUGUAGGGUUCCAGAGGAUCUGUUCAAUGGUUUGAAGGUAACAGAUACCCAGGAAACAGAGUGUGCUGGCCGUCCAGUUCCUGAUCCCAAAGAUCAGCAUUCCCAGAACAAGCUGCUUAGGGAUGAUGAGGCCCGUUCCCAGGAGGACCAGGAAGAAGAGGAGUGUUUUCAUGACUGCAGUGCUUCAUUUGAGGAGGAGCCAGGGGUGGACAAGGUUGAGAAGAAACCUGAUGAUGAUGUGAAUUCCUCUGAACUAGAUGAAGAGUACCUAAUAGAACUGGAAAAAAACAUGCCAGAAGAAGAGAAACAGAAAAGAAGAGAAGAGAGCACUAAACUAAAGGAGGAGGGAAAUGAGCAGUUUAAGAAAGGAGAUUAUAUAGAAGCUGAAAGUUCUUACAGUCGAGCCCUGGAGAUUUGCCCGUCCUGCUUCCAAAAAGACAGAUCUAUUCUGUUUUCAAAUAGAGCUGCUGCAAGGAUGAAACAGGACAAGAAAGAGAUGGCCAUCAAAGACUGCAGCAAAGGUACAACUUUUUUUGUCUUACUACAUAGAUUACCUAAGCAAAUUGAAGAACGUAAUGAAAGACUGAAAGAAGAAAUGUUAGGUAAACUAAAAGAUCUUGGGAACUUGGUUCUCCGACCUUUUGGACUCUCCACAGAAAAUUUCCAGAUCAAACAGGAUUCCUCUACCGGCUCCUACUCCAUCAAUUUUGUUCAAAAUCCAAAUAAUAACAGAUAACAAAGAUAACAGUAGCUUUAACAGCUGACUUGGAAAUUGUGUGCUGCUUGCUGUUAGCGAGGGGAAGGCCCUGCAAAUAUUUAACUUCAAAAGCAUCUCAUCUAAAGAAAGGCUGUCCAGUAGAGCCCAGUGCUCCCUUUCCCUCUUGUUUUAUGAUCAGGGUAAAGUAUACUUCCUGAUAAAGUGAGUCUAAUUUGAUUUCCAUUUGAAGGUGGUGUCUGUGGCAGUUGUGCCUGGUUCUGGGUGUCUUUUGUCCAGGAAGAAGCCCGCUUUCAAGGCUGACCUUGCUGAGCCACACAGACACACCAGCCAGGCAAAAGCCUCUCCUGAAGCCAGCAAACCUGUUGGUUGGGAGAUCGCCCAGACGUGAUGGACGAUGACACAGGGUUCCUGCCUGCUGUCCCCUUCCCUGAUCACACACGCUCAGGAGGCUGCUGUACGUGACCUCUUACAUUUCCUGAUUUCCCAUUUCCCCUGUGGUAAUAAAAGCUUUCUGUG